This is a messenger RNA of Ailuropoda melanoleuca (giant panda), 9029 nucleotides long. It is a transcript of the gene BAHD1, whose product is annotated as bromo adjacent homology domain containing 1. Gene Ontology annotation, biological process: heterochromatin formation; negative regulation of DNA-templated transcription. Gene Ontology annotation, cellular component: chromatin silencing complex. Gene Ontology annotation, molecular function: transcription cis-regulatory region binding; chromatin binding. The record is from RefSeq and is a predicted model, not a curated record. The transcript has 8 exons. Bases 4645 to 6984 code for a protein of 779 amino acids. Lineage: Eukaryota; Metazoa; Chordata; Mammalia; Carnivora; Ursidae.
UGAUGCCAUCAGUCUCGAACAGAAAUGUUAAAUGGGGUGGAGCAGGUGGGUAGCCAGAUCUCCGUUCAUUCAGCAAGCUCUUACUAAGCCCUGCGGGUGAGAUGUAGUGCUAAGGCAGGCAGAGCCCCCGUGUCCCGGAGCCUGCGUCCUAAUGAGGGUGGCGCCAAUCACUUAGUUAAUUGGUGACCUGUGAGGUAUUUGUGUUGGGUCCCCGCAACUCUAAUAAGGUUGGCCUUGUGGUUCUGACGGUGCUGGUGGAGUGCUGCGAAGGCCUGGUCUUGGGUCUUGUUCCUUGUGCUGGCUCGUUGAGGACGUGAGCUCUCUGCUGGGGAGUCUGAGGGCAGAGCUCCCAGCUUGGCCUGGCCAGCCAGUUUCUUCCGUUCAGGACGAGAGAUAGCACCUCCAGGCUUGUCAGACCAGCUCAGAAAUCUCAGUUGUCCGAUCCUGGAGCGUCCUGGUGGUCAGACCAGCACAUAUCCUUUGCCCUCCUGGGCAGGUGUCUGGAGCAGGCUGGUGAGCUGUUGUGUUGUUUGAAGAGUUGUGUAUCAGUAGCAUGACAUUUGCUGUUGGUUUUGCAGAGGGCCUGUUGCUGACCUUUGGGGUGCCCCGUCUCUGUCCUGUUUGAUUUCUGCCCCACUGUUACCUGCCCGGAGCAAACGGGUCCUGCUCCAGGAGUAGCUCUGCUCCUGGCCCAGCCUGGGCAUCGUGGAGUCUGGGUGGGAGGGUCUGAGGGAGCCUUGGCCUGGAAGUCUCUUGUCCCCCAGGCUGGAGUCAGCCUACGGGGAGCUCCUACAGGUGAGUCUGGGAACGGUUGCACUUAUGUCCUGCCUCAAGACUUCAACUUUGGUCCGUCACUGCUUCCUACAUCCAGACAUUGGGGAAGCAAAGUUCUCGGGCUGGUGUCCCCUCACUACACGCGGCAGGAGGCAGGCCCUGAGUCAGUGUCGAAGUGAAGACCUGGCUCCGAUUUGCCUGCUGUGAAGGUGCCGUGGAGCCAGAGCUCCCCAUUACAAGCUCCAAGCACCCGUACACUCCUUGUCACACUGUCUUGUCCUCUUUCUUCCUACCAGUCCAAGCCCCAAUUUCUUCAUCUCUUUUGCAUUUUUCUUCAGCAUUUAGCCUAAAACUUGACGUACGGGGAAAAGAGUGAGCUUGUAUUGAGCCCCUGUCGUAUCCAGGUCUUCUGCUAGGCACGCAUUCUCAUUUAACUUGAUCCUCAUAACAAUUUCACUGUGUCAACAAGGAUACCAAGGCUCAGAGAAGUUCAGGCUGUUAACCAACCCCACUUAGGAUUAGUGGCAGCACGAAGUGGCUUCCAGCCCCUGCAGGUCCCACAUCUGCCAUGUUGAGCCACGGUGAGAGGUGAGCCAGUGUUGGCUGAAUGAGUGAGGUUGCAGGAGAUGCUGUGUGCCUGGGAACGAGCAGCAGGUGCUCUGGCUUAGCUGGACUGGCACCUGCGGGGGCGGGUCUACCUCGUGUGCACAGGGGCCGUGCACCGGGAGGCCGCUAGGGAAGGCACAGCCCCUCAAGUCGGUACAUGUGCCUUUAAGGAAACCCUCUAAAGACUAGUUCUGCAUUGCGAUUAUCUUCUAAUUUGUCAGGUUAGAGUUUCUUAAAGCACAGCACUGCGGUGUGACUAAAAUGCAAUGCUCUCUGCCCAGUACCCUCAUUCAGUGGUCCACGUGUGUAUGUUGACUUCUAGAUCCUAGGGGUACAUUGUGUCUCUCGCUGUCAGUGAGCCCCUACCUAGAGGAAGGGCCUUGCCCCACAACCAGGGCACUGGCAACUUCCAGUGAGGAGAUUCCUUCAGCUUUACUGUUAACUAUAUUCCUGUACUUAAUUGCAAUUCUCAUGUAAAAUUGGUGAGUCCCUUUAUAGUUUGACUCAAAACUCCCCUUGCUCCCCACUGAGAUGUCUGUCCCUUUACAGCUCCAAGAGGCAGGCUAUCUGGCUUUACAUCUGAAGCCAGAAGUAAGUGGGGCUUCUGGAAACUUGGGUGCAGCUCUGGGCCUCUGUGUGUGGGCCCUCCUGCUGGGACGGUCCGAGCAGACAGGAGCAGCUAAGAUGGGAACGGAUGCCGGGCUGGGUUGGCCUAGGUAGCAGACCCAGUGUGGGAGGUGUGUUUGUGAACCUUCGCUGCCAGGCUGCUCCCACCUCUCUGGGCUCCUGGGAGCCUCUAGUGUGAAGUGUGAGGAGCAGGUGGUCCAACAGGCCAUAGAUAGGCUUGGAGCCUCCAGGGGCGGACCCAGCUCCUCAUAUGGCCGGCAGACCCAAAGGCGAUCUAUAAAACAAGCUGUUUCCAGACGGCUCAGGCCAGUUCCCUUUGGUGGGGUGGGUGCUUCCUGCCCAAGUGUUGUAGGAUCCCAGCCUGACUGAAGAGUGAAUUGAGUGCCCACAGCCGGUGAGGCUGAACAGGCACCGGGGAGGCAGGGCCAGCGGCCGAAGCCACUGCUUUCUCUUUGGGGGCCACACCCCGGGGGGCUUGGGCACUUCCGCUUUCUGUGGGUGCGCGUGCUGAAGCAGCAGUCCGAUGGCAGGAGCUGGCGAAUGCACGCCUCCUGACCCCAUCCCCUGGGCCUUUCACCGUCCAGUUGAGUAUUGCCCAGAGGCAUGGAGCUGUUGUUCAGGGUUUGUUGGGGUACAGUUUCUGCCCCUGUCCUCUCACUGUGUUGUAAACAGAGCCCCCCAUGAGUCCCUGCACGGUGUCUCCGUCUUUCCCUGGGGUUGAUGCUUGGGUGUCUUUGCUAGAAUAGAAGCAGAGCAGACUUCAGGUGCAGGCUGGGUUUGCAGAUUUCUCACAGCCCCCGCAGCUCCGGGCCCCUGAUGCGGUGAACCCCCCAAGCCAAGGGCAGACUGCCCUCCUCUCUCUGGGUCCAGAAGGCAGGGUGGGGGCACAUGCCGGCCUGCCCUCACAGGUUCCUUCUGAUGUGUCCGUUUGAGAUGAGGCGUCUGUCGCUCGGGGAAGUUAAGUUGUUCACCAGGAGCAGAGUCGGCAUGCACAUGUGGGUCUGCUUCCCUCGAAGGUUUGCUUCUUUCCAGUUUACCAGCGAGGGCGGAUUCAAGAGAUAACAGCCGUGACUGAUCCUGGCUUUACCGUAAGAGUUUCCGCGGCUUCACCUGUUCCUCCAUGAGUAGCACCGACUACGUUUAAAUGAACAGGAGGCUGCCUUUGUGCUGUUGCUGCAUUUCUUCCCGGAUAGGAGACUUAAUAAACUCAGUGCUCGUGGAAACCUCUUAUUCCUUUGGGGGCAGUUAUGCCAAGAGAGCGUGCAAAGGAAGGCACUGCUUAACUCAGUACCAGUUGUGUGACUUGGGGUAUCAUUGAGGGCGGUGGCUUGGGUCCAGGCCCUUCCUGACCCUCACCCAGGUGACCACCUGGUCUGCCUUUGCCUAAGACGCCCCUGAAUACUUUCCUCCUAUGAAAAAUAAACCAAAAAGCCUGAAAAGCAGAAUUUAAUGUGCAACAGGUAAGAGAGGUUUCAGGAAGGGUAGUGGAACAGGGUCCUGGGUCCUGAACCCCUAAGAAUGGAGGCGGGUGUACAGUCCAGAGCUGAGUAAAUAAGGGUGGGGGGAGAGUUGUGGCCAACCACUUCCUGCCCCAGAGCAGCCCCUGCUUGCAGGAGUGAUCUGGACUUGGCCCAUUGGUGUUCCCUUCAGUGGUGCCCACAGCCCACAGUCCCCAGGCCUCUGACCCUCCCUUGCACACAGCCCCUGGGUGUGCUCUGCCUGCGCGCGAGUGGGCGUGGUGCAUGAUCCCGCUGCAGCUUGAGGGCGAGAGCCAAGUCCUCCCUCCCUUUCUGCUCCUGUGGCAGGACUCCUAGCCCUGAACAGACGUGGGAUGUGGGAUAUUGACCCUUCAGCUGGGCCUGCUGGGCCUGCUCUCUCCCUCAAUUUUGUGACCACAGUCCCUGGGCCUGUGAUGGCCUGUUUGCUGUCUUUAGAGUAAGUGCGCUUGUGAUUUCGGAUUCCCCCUGUGGUUUGCUGGGUCUUCGGCACGGAAGGCACUGGCCAGCCACUGUCCUUCAUGGCAGCUGGCUCUUUGCUCAUCAGAGCUGGGGACAGUCAGACUGGUUUUCUUCAGUGGGAGCUAGCUUGACACAGUCGAGGUGAGCAGUAAUAUGCCCUGGGGAGUCCCUCCUAGGAACCUUCUGGGGAGGGAACCCGGACUACCUAUGCCUGGGAGGACAGGGCUUCCCGGAGAGAAGGGUGGUGCUGAAAGAGCCCAUGCAUCCUUGGCUCUUGGCAGUGGUAGGAAGUUCCUGGUUGGGCUAGUGUGUGGGGACAGGACAGCAGGACGAUUGACAGAGCUGGAAGGGGAACCACGCCUCCCACUUUCCCAGGAUUUUCUUCCCCCGUUGAGCUGGGCCACUGCUGCAGGUUAGAGGGGCCCGCCAGUCUGGGAGCCCCCUCCACCCCGCCCCACCCCAGGGAAAAGCUUCUGCUGAAGUUCUCACCGGUGCUGCUUCAAAGCAUGACUCACGCUCGCUCUCCUCAGAUUGGAGCGCAGCGAGGCAGGCAGCAGAGACCCCAGCCUCUCCUCAGGAUGUUCUUCAUUGCCUUGGCCAUGCCACCUUCCAGGAUUCAGCUCAGCUCUGGCCUCUCAUUCAGGACGGGGCCCAGGCUGCCCCAGAUUGGAAGUACUCCAUGACACACACACGGAGGAAGUCCCUUCCCAUGCUGAGUUCGGGCCCCGCUGGCCGCCGGGAGCCCCUGCAGAUGGAAGGCAGCAAUACGGAGCAGGGGGCAGAGAGUGUGGAAGCUGGCAUGCCCGAGAGCCCAGGGCAUCUCACAGGGCGCCGCAAGAACUACCCACUACGUAAGCGCCCGUUGGUCCCCGAGAAGCCCAAGGCCUGCAAAGUGCUGCUGACCCGCCUGGAGAACGUGGCCGGUCCACGGAGUGCAGAUGAGGCUGAUGAGCUGCCUCCCGACCUGCCCAAGCCCCCGAGCCCAGCCCCAUCCGGUGAGGACACUGGCCUCACCCAGCCCCGUAAGAGGCGCCUGGCCUCCCUCAACGCGGAGGCCCUCAAUAACCUGCUGCUGGAGCGGGAGGAUGCCAGCAGCCUGGUGGGCACCCGUCGCAGCCGAGGGGGCGACCCUCACCGCACCCGGGACCGUGACCGGGCCACGGGGGGCUGGGCCUCCUCCAAGAAGCGGCCCCGGCUCGGGGACCUUGGAGGAGGAAGUCGGGACCUGUCCCCAGAGCCAGCACCUGAUGAGGGUGCCCGUCGAGAUGGCGAUGCAGCGCCCAAGAGACUGGCCAGCCUGAAUGCAGCUGCCUUCCUAAAGCUGAGCCAGGAGCGGGAGCUACCCUUGAGGCCACCUCGUGCCCACCCAGAAGCAGAGGGGCGCUCCACGGAGCCACCAGCGCUGAGGGCUCUGAGGCCAAAGUGGGCUAAUAAGGUCAAUGGCAAGAACUAUCCCAAGGCCCGGCAGGGCCCUGGCUCUGGGGAGGCUCUAGGCCCACUCGGCUGGCAGAGGCACCCCGAGGAGCCGUGGCCAUCUGCCACCCCUCGUGGGCCAGCCAGCCAGCCACCUUACCAGCCCCUGAGCAAGGCUCUGGAGAGCCCCUUGGGGCUCCGCCCCCACCUGCCCCUGCUGAUGGGUGGGCAGGCAGCCUUGAAGCCGGAGCCUGGGCGCCCAGGCGAGGAGUCCCCCGCCCCGAAGCAGGAACUGCACCAGCCUUCUUUCCCUGCACCCCAGCUGUCCCCCCUGCCGAUGCCUGGCAACCCUGCCCACUACAGUGGCCUGUGCGGUCGGCCUGAGCUCACCGCACUCGGCGGCUUCUACGUGUACUGUGGCCAAGACGGGCUGCAGUGUGGAGGCUACUCCCCCUGCCCCAUGCUUCCCGAGAGCAAGUUGUCCCCAGUGGCUGCACCUAACGAGGGGCUCCUCUUGGCGCCGAGCUCAGUGCCCGCGGGCACCCCUUUCCAGCACCCUCCCUGGGGCUCUCAUUACUGCUCUGGCGAGGACACUGGAGUGAACGGCUACAGCAUCUGUGAAAUGUUGCCCCCAUCUCUUACCCACAUCGGCACUACCUGUGGCGGCUGCCCCUACAAAAUGCCUUUUGCAGCAGAAGGCUGCAGGUCCCUAGGCCAGCUGGAAUUUCCUCUCCCGGAAGCCGGCCACCCUGCCUCCCCUGCCCACCCCCUCCUGGGAUGCCCUGUGCCCAGCGUGCCACCUGCAGCAGAGCCUGUCCCCCAUCUUCAGACACCCACCUCGGAGCCCCAGACAGUAGCCCGCGCAUGCCCUCAGAGCGCCAAGCCUCCUAGCGGCUCCAAGUCAGGUCUGCGCACGGGCUCCAGCUGCAGGCACACGGCGAGAAGCAAGGCCUCCUGCAGGCCCAGCCACCCCAAGCAACCACGGGUCCAGCGCCCACGCCCACGCCGCCGUCGCCGCCGCCGCACUAAUGGCUGGGUGCCCGUUGGGGCUGCAUGUGAGAAGGCUGUCUAUGUCUUGGAUGAACCAGAACCAGCCAUCCGAAAGAGCUACCAGGCAGUGGAGCGGCACGGAGAGACGAUCCGAGUCCGCGACACUGUCCUCCUCAAGUCAGGCCCACGAAAGACGUCCACACCUUAUGUGGCCAAGAUCUCCGCCCUCUGGGAGAACCCUGAAUCAGGAGAGCUGAUGAUGAGCCUCUUGUGGUAUUACAGACCGGAGCACUUGCAGGGGGGCCGCAGUCCCAGCAUGCACGAGCCUUUGCAGAAUGAAGUCUUUGCAUCGAGACAUCAGGACCAGAACAGUGUGGCCUGCAUUGAGGAGAAAUGCUACGUGCUGACCUUUGCUGAGUACUGCAGAUUCUGCGCCAUGGCCAAGCGCCGGGGCGAGGGCCUUCCCAGCCGAAAGACCGCACUGGUGCCCCCGUCUGCAGACUACUCUACCCCGCCACACCGCACAGUGCCCGAGGACACGGACCCUGAGCUGGUGUUUCUUUGCCGCCAUGUCUAUGACUUCCGCCAUGGCCGCAUCCUCAAGAACCCUCAGUAGCCUCCUGAGGCCCACACUGGGGCUGCCCGCGGGCAAGUGGGGCUCGGGGCAGGGGGCACUGCUUGAAGCACAGCACUUGGUUAAGGGGCCAUGGGGGCUUGAGAUUGCUGGCCUGUGGUUCUCGGGGGGGGGGAGGGCAGGGAGGCCAGGGUAUAAGGAAAGCAUCACAGCCCUCAGCUUGGCCCAGGGUACCCCUCUCUGUGGUUGCCUGGGUGGAGACUUGAAGCAGCAGUCUUCCCUGAGGCUGGGCCAAGCCUGAGGGGCAUGGGACCCUGGGGGGGAGGGGAGAGUCCUUCAGGAAUAAGGCCCAACAGGCUUUUCUUUAGCCUCCCCUGGGCCCUUCAAGGGGGGGAGUGGGAGCCAGCUUUACCUCACCCACUGUGACCCGCUGGCUUCCCCAUCAGCCUGGGACCAGGCUCUCCCAGAUUCUAGCACAGCUCCGAGCUCCUUCCUUUGAGGCAUAGAGAGCCAGAGUCUGGCUUCCAGAGCAUAGACUUUCUCUUUCUAGACUCGGGGCCUUUCCCUGGCUUCCUCCUUUGCCCCUGCAGUAGCCCCUGGUGCUGGGACAAGUUACCCAGUGCACACAGUCAUGGGUGUGGCCCACUUGUGGGCGUCAGCUUCCUGUCUGCCUCCUGGUGAGGGCCACCCAGCAGGUCUGGCUUCCCAGAAGCUAACUGGCCAACAUGGGGUUUGUCAUGUCUGGGAGGGCAGAAGGGAGCUGGGAGGGGGCGGGGGGCAGGGGGCAAGGAAAAUUGCUACCUGAUUUAUUGAAGACUUUUCCUCUUGCCUUACACUUGGAGGUUCUAGGAAACCUCUUGCAGAACUUCAUCCAUGACUCUUUGAGCCACACCCACCUGAAAUCAAACCAAAGGAGUGCUGUGGCUCCCCCUGCCCUGCCACCCCUUACCCUAGUCUUUUGUAGAUUGCACUAAUUUACAUCCCUGCGUGAAUCAACACUGUAUCAGUCCGCAGACCUGCUGAGCUGCAGCCACUCACUCUAGGAGCUAAGGACCUGCAUUUUCAGUUUGUUCCUGUUGCCCAGGGGCCCUGUGCUCACCUCAUGCUGCUCCCCAGAGUAGGUUAGGAGGCUGGGCCCCCUGUUGUCCUUGCCAGGACUCGGCCCUGGCCCCCCUGGGGCUCUCUGUGAGGGGGCUGGAGCAGCCUGGUUCUAUCCCAUUUGUACCAAAGAGGAGCGCGGUGGGGAGGGGGAGAGGAGAGCUCGGUGUGGUCUGGGCGCUGCUGUUAGCACUUCCCAGGGGCAUACCUCUGGGGCCAGGAGCCAAGGAGGGCAGCACUCCUCCUCCCCUAGGAAGGGGCAGGCACAGACCCAGCUUGAGCUAAGGAGGUGACACUGGGUGAGGACGGUCAGGCUGGGUCUGGAGAGGGUGGUGGAAGCGAAUCCUUAGGAUCCUCCCGGCAACCCCAGGCCCUGUACUAUCCCUGAGAAGACAGGCUGCUCCCGAUGGGUCAUUAGGUUUGGGGGAGGUCUGGAGGCUUCAGAGGUGAAUUUACACAUGGAAAGCCCAAUCCCAAACCAGGAGGGGAAGGGACUAGGGUGCCCUUGUAUUGAAUAAGCUGUUAGGAGGAAGGCGAGGGGCAGUAAAAGAGGUUGUCAGGGAGUGGCUGUGGGAGCUCUGGAGAGCUGGCCUGGGAGCCUGCUCAUUCCCAGGGUGCUGGGCCCUUGCUGCUGAGGCGCCCAGCCUCACUCCGCAGAAGAGAUCAAGGUCCCUCCUCCCCCGGAGGCAGGGUCUGCUGCCCAGAACUUAAAUGCUUUUGAAAUCUCUUAGAUGUGGAAAUAUUUUUUCGAACCUGAAAAUGCAGCUGGUAGAAUUUCAAUGGAAGCAUAAUUCAUGUAAAAUAUAUUUUAGUUGAUAUUUUGUAAAAUGCACUUUUUGUGUGUGUCGACCCUGGUUUCUCAGAUCUGUAUUUCAGUGUUUACAAGGGAGGGAGGACCUUUCCUCGCCUCCCUUUUGACAGAGAUUAGAAGUACUUCUUUAAGAAAAAAAUAAAUUUGAAAAAUUGUAUUGAUUUAGAAAAGGAUCGUC